Messenger RNA from Sphenostylis stenocarpa, 882 nucleotides. The record is from the annotation of a GenBank genome assembly. NCBI's taxonomy places the organism in Eukaryota, Viridiplantae, Streptophyta, Magnoliopsida, Fabales, Fabaceae.
AUGGCAAGCCUCAAACAACUUUCACCCCUCUUACUUCCUCUCUUCCUCAUUUCCCUCUUCAGCUCCUCCCACGCCGGAGGAAUCGCCGUCUACUGGGGCCAAAACGGGAACGAGGGCUCCCUGGGCGACGCAUGCAACACCGGCAACUACAAGUUCGUCAACAUAGGAUUCUUGUCCACCUUCGGCAACGGCCAGACCCCGCAAAUCAACCUCGCAGGCCACUGCGACCCCGCCUCCAACGGCUGCACCCAGUUCAGCGACCAGAUCAAGGGGUGCCAGAGCCAAGGCAUCAAAGUGCUCAUCUCCCUCGGUGGCGCCAGCGGCAGCUACUCCCUCAGCUCCGCCGACGACGCAAAUCAAGUUGCCAACUACAUCUGGAACAACUUCCUCGGUGGGCAGUCCAGCUCCCGCCCACUGGGCGACGCCGUCUUGGACGGCGUCGACUUCGACAUCGAAUCCGGCGGUGGCGACCACUGGGGCGAGCUGGCGAUGGCCCUGAAAGCGUUCGGUUCGAUGGUCUUAAGUGCAGCACCGCAAUGUCCAAUCCCUGAUGCCCACUUGGAUACUGCCAUCAAAACCGGUCUCUUUGACUUUGUGUGGGUGCAAUUCUACAACAACCCUCCUUGCCAGUACUCAGAUGGCAACACCAACAACCUCAUCAAUUCCUGGAACCAGUGGACCUCAAGCGCAGCGAAGCAACUGUUUUUGGGAGUCCCCGCUUCUACGGCUGCUGCUGGAAGUGGGUACAUUCCCGCUGAUGUCUUAACCUCCCAGGUUCUUCCUGCCAUCAAAGGGUCUUCCAAGUACGGUGGAGUCAUGAUCUGGGACAGGUUCAACGAUGCUCAAAGUAAAUACAGUGACGCUAUCAAGGGAAGUGUUUAA